GGUUUUCUUUUGUGGCAGAUGCGAGAGGAAUGAAAAAAUGGGGAAGCCGUACGAGGGAGCCUCUCUGCACUCUCAGGCCGCCGAUUUCCCUCCUUCCCUCGUGCGAGACUCCCCGCCCGCAACACCCCAAAAUGAUGAUGAUGAUGAUAAUAAUCAGCAAACAAAUUGGGAAUGGGAGUCUGUUAGUGGGUUGGAGCAGCAGCAGAGAAAAUCUCUGGGCAAACUAAGCACGCGCGGGGUCUACUGGAAGAAUCCUACGCAGAAUGCUUGCGGCUGCGCUCUGCUCUUGCUCUUCCAUGGCGGGGAUGUCGACGCUGACGGCAACUGCCUCUUCGCGGCCUUCCAGAAGGCAAUGCGGAUGAAUCCCAAUGUUACAGCAACAGACCUGCGUCGGAAGACAGUCGCGCGCUUUCUUCACGCCUACGAGUCUGCUACGCCCCAGGAAAAAGAGGAGAUCGAUAGAACUAUAAAAAAUUUGUAUUCCCCUCGUCUCGAUGCCGGAUGGGGUGUCCAUCUGGUCCAGGAGCAUAAACUUCUCGCUCCCAAGCGAGACCGUUAUGGUCUUAACGCUUCCAUCCAGCAACUUCUUCAACUUAGCUUCGUCAGAGAAACGGCAGCAGAAUGCAUUUACAAGGAAAGAUGUAUUGUGGUAGAAGAUGGGCUGAGUUGGGGUAAGUACAUGUCCAUUUGCGGCAGCAGUGAUGAUGAGUACGAUAUUAUUACGCUGCAAUACACGGAAGAGGGUCUUUUGUCUGUCGAUGAAAACAGCCAGGGCCGUGCUGCUGCCUUUGGAGACGACAUUGCUAUCUACACUCUCGCUACUGAGUUCAACCGUGAAAUAUUUGUGGUUCAAGCUCACGGGUCUGAUGGAAUGAUUGAAGAUGAUGAUAGCUGCUUAUUUUUUCUUCCUCACCGACCUAGGAGUGAAAUUUUUCAUCCCCCUGUUUUCCUCUUCAUGAAGGGCACAGGUUGGUGUGGUGCUGGGGCUGAUCACUACGAGCCAUUACUUGCUUAUCCUGCUCCAGUAAUUUCACAGGAGAAGGCUGCAUUUGUCCUUUGACCUUGAAGAAAAUUUCAUUGAUGCUUUUGAAGAUGUCGUUCCUUUGGAAAUGGAACUGUUUGCGGCAACAGAGUUUAAUGCAUUUUGACAUUUGGUCAUUUUGUAGGAGUUUAGGAGUUUUAAACAAAAAGGGUUCUGGGUCUUAGGAUCGUCUUUAUCAAAAUUGUUAUUUAUUGAAAACCUGGCUCUUUUCUUUUCGGUGAAGAUUCCAUUUGUUGUGUUCUUUUGAGUUACGAUCAGGUCAGACAAUUUAGUUGGGCUGUUUGAGAGAAUUCCUUUCUUAAAAAGGUGCCCUGGUUGUAGGAAAAAGUGGCUAGUGCAAUUUGAAGGAAAGCUAUAUUUUUUUGGCGGCUGAUUUGAAGGAAAGCAAUAUGUACUUCAGUGUAGAAUGUUUGGA
This is a messenger RNA of Cryptomeria japonica (Japanese cedar), 1457 nucleotides long. RefSeq lists its product as uncharacterized. Lineage: Eukaryota; Viridiplantae; Streptophyta; Pinopsida; Cupressales; Cupressaceae. The coding region runs from base 38 to 1060 and encodes 340 amino acids. The transcript is spliced from 4 exons. The record is from RefSeq and is a predicted model, not a curated record.